Psammomys obesus (fat sand rat) is the source of this 4696-nucleotide messenger RNA. Its product is annotated as zinc finger protein 120-like. The annotation marks the transcript as partial. The transcript is spliced from 3 exons. The record is from RefSeq and is a predicted model, not a curated record. Gene Ontology annotation, biological process: regulation of DNA-templated transcription. NCBI's taxonomy places the organism in Eukaryota, Metazoa, Chordata, Mammalia, Rodentia, Muridae.
ACUGCAUUGACCUACAAUGAUGUGCAUGUGAACUUCACUCAAGAAGAGUGGGCUUUGCUGGAUCCUUCCCAGAGGAAUCUCUACAAAGAUGUAAUGCUGGAUACCUACAGGAACCUCACUGCUAUAGGCUACAAUUGGGAAGGUCAUAAUAUGGAACAGCAUUGUCAAAGUUCUAGAAGACAUGCAAGGUAUGAAAACAAUACUCAAUAUGAUGAAGUAUUUGCAUAUCACAGUAGUCCCCACACAUAUAAAAGCAUGCAUACUGGUGAGGAUUACUAUGAAUGUAACGAAUAUGGUAACGCCUUUGCACAUAACAGUCAUCUCCUAAGACAUAAAAGGACACAUAUAGAAGAGAAACCGCAUGAAUGUAACCGAUGUGGCAAAGCCUUUGCACGUAACAGUCAUCUCCUAAUACAUGAAAGAACUCACACUGGAGAGAAACCUUAUGAAUGUAACCAAUGUGGUAAAGCCUUUGUAUGUAACAGUAAUCUCCUAAAACAUGAAAGAACUCACACUGGAGAGAAACCUUAUGGAUGUAACCAAUGUGGUAAAGCCUUCGCACAGAACAGUCAACUCCUAAGACAUGAAAGAACUCACACUGGAGAGAAACCUUAUGAAUGUAACCAAUGUGGUAAAGCCUUUGCAUGUAAGAGUAGUCUCCAAGUACAUGAAAGAACUCACACUGGAGAGAAACCUUACAAAUGUAACCAAUGUGGUAAAGCCUUUGCGUGUAACAGUAAUUUCCUAAAUCAUGAAAGAACUCACAAUGGUGAGAAACCUUAUGAAUGUAACCAAUGUGGUAAAACCUUUGCAUGUAACCGUAAUCUCAUAAUACAUGCAAGAACUCACACUGGAGAGAAACCUUAUGAAUGUAACAUAUGUGUUAAAGCCUUUGCACAGAACAGUCAUCUCCUCCUACAUAAAAGAAUUCACACUGGAGAGAAACCUUAUGAAUGUAAACAAUGUGGUAAAGCCUUUGCAUGUAACAGUAAUCUCCUAAAACAUGAAAGAACUCACAAUGGACAGAAACCUUAUGAAUAUAACCAAUGUGGUAAAGCCUUUGUAGAUAACAGUGUUCUCCAAGACAUAAAAAUCUUUGUUGCAAAAAAUUCUUAUGAAUAUAACUGAUGUCAUGAAGUCUUUUCAUGUAAUACUUAUCUUGAACAAGAACAUUUAUUGGAAUGAAACGCUAUGAAUAUAACCAAUGUGUCAAAAACUUUGCAUGCCAUAAUAAUCUUCAUGUACAUAGAAGAAGCACAAUGGAUAGAAACUUUAUCAAUGUAACCAAUGUGAUAAAGCACUUUGACAUAAUAGUAAUAUCCUAUGACAUAAAUAACGCAUACUAGAGAUAAACCUUAUGAAUGUAACUAAGGGGGUAAAGCCAUUGCAUGCAACAAUAGUCUCCUAAUACAAAAAAGAACUUACACUGGAGACAACUCUUAUGGAUGUAAUCAACAUGUUAAAGCCUUUGCAUAUAACAGUCAUCUCCUAAUACAUAAAAGAGCUCACACUUGAGAGAAACCUUAUUAAUGUAAUCUAUGUGGUAAAGCCUUUUCAUGUAACAGUCAUCUCCUAAUACAAAUUUACUCUUCACAAUCUUCAACGUCAUGGAAGAAUUCACACUGUAAUGAAAGACUAUGAAUCUAUUUACAUGGUGAAGCUACUCCACAUUUGUAUAAUCUUCGUCAUGAAAGAAUACAGAGAGAAAAUUUAUAAAUGUGUUAAAAUGGGAGACCUUUGCACAUAUCUAUAUUCAACAUCAUCAUAAAAGUUUCAAAGUGGAGAGCAAAAUCUGAGAAUAUAAUCAAUAUGGUAAGGCUUUUGUGUUCUUCUGUCCACUGAAUCCAAAACAACUCAAACAGGUCAAUACAGAUGAAAAAAAAAUAUUGUCAUCCAGUUUGAUUAGGGACACAUAAUGUUGAACUAUGAUGCCUACCCAUCCAAUGAGUCAGAAUAUUACAGAGGUCCUGAGCUUGAAAAUCAUAAACAUCUUUACUGUUUUACAACUGAAUUAUUUCCAUCAGUCAUGGUUUAGGAAUAUGGGAUUUGUUUAUGUCUUUGAGGAAGUCACCUGAUGCAAAAUGUAGGUUUAAUAGUCAAAACAAUCAUAUCGAUUUGUUCUUUUGUGGUUAGGAAAUUUAUUGUGUUUUAGGAAAGAGAAUCUGUGGUUUGGGUCAGUCAUUGUGUUAGGGGACCAGAAAUCAUGGUAUGGAACAGUCAUGUUUUGGGCAACAAAAGUUAAGUAAUUAAAGCUGGUCAGGUAUUGGGAAGUCUACAGCUUUCCUAGGGACUAUGAACUUAAACUUAUGUUUACCCUAUAAUUCAAUGAAGGCUGGUAACUAAAAGGAAAUGCUUAGGACAAAUUGCUUUUGCACCUUCCCAAAUACAAUUUGCUUUUACGUAUUUUGCAUAUCAAAGUCAUCGUCAACUAUACAAAUGAGCAGAUAGUAGAGAGAAACUUUACACAUGUAUUCAAUGUGACAGAGGUUUUUCUUAAUACAGUUAUCUCCAAAUACAGAAAAGAACACAUACUGCAGUGAAAUCCUCUGAACAAGCAAUGUGGUAAAUCCUUUUCACGGGGUUGUCUUUGAAAUCAUGAGAAAAAGUCAUGCUGCAGAGAAACCCCAUGAAUGUAGUCAGUAUGGUAAAUUUUCUGCUUCAUGGUACCAUUAUAUAAGAGUAAAAGCUUUAGUGUGUGGGCUACGUCCUAAAGCCUUUGCAUAUCACAGUAGUCUUUGAGAACCUAAAAGAACUCAUUCGGAAGAACAUCUAUUAGAAUAAAAAAUUUGUUAAUAUCUUUGACCCACCAGCUUGCAUUCAAUUAUACUAGAUUAUUUUCGAGGAAAAUUCUAACAAGUGUCAACAGUGUUUGCAUGCAUUUAUGACAUCAUCCUUAUUUUGUUUCCAAUUGGAAUCUCAUAAGGACCAAAGGCACAUGAAUUUGAACAAUAAGAUAAUCCUUUUUUAUUUCACAAUUCACUCCAAUUACAUAAAAUAAAUCAUCCAGUUGUAAAAUUUAUGUGUGCAUAUUAGUGCAUUUUCCGUGACCAAACACAAUGUCCAAGGCAACUUGCAAAUGUUUUUACUUUGCCUUAUGACCUGAGAGGAUAUGGGAUCACUAUAAAUUUGGCAAGACAAGUGUCAUAGUGGCAGCUAAAGUAGGAAGCUUGGAGCUCACAACCACCACCUGCAGCAUGAAGCAGAGAGUGGGGACUACAGAUGGUAUGCAGCUGAAAAUUAUGAAGGCCACCCCAAGUAACAUAAUUUCUCCAGCAGGGAUACAUUUCUUAAACAUUCUCAAAUGAUACCACCAUCUGAGGAUCAUUUCUCUGACUUCAAACCUACAUGUUUGAUUUCUGUUACAUGAAAGAAUUCAUGAUGAAGACAUUUGUAGAUAGGCCUGUAGUUGUCUCAACACCUGAGUUCAGUAAUGAAUGCUUAUACAAGUAAAACAUUCAUGAGUAAACAUAUAUUUAAGAAUUUGUUUUAAUUUCCCUUAAGUGAUAACAGUUUUACUUUGUGUGUUUAUGUGCCUGUCCAUUCUAGUUUCCAAGUAGACUAGACCCACUGAUUUUCUCAUACCAGGAAUUAUAGAAAGUUGUCAAAAACCUGACCUAGGUCCUGGGAAUGAACUUGUCUUAACUGCAAAACCAUGUAUCUAGUACUGUAAAUAUCUUAAAUCUUAAUAUAUCAUCUUGAUGUCAGGAAGUAGAAAAGCAUUCAUAGAAGAGAGCAGUCUUAUUUAUGCAAAAGAGUUUAUUACUUUGGACAUAAUAAAUGUAUUCAUUUACAAGAAAGAAACUAUUUUUAAUCUGUUUUUAUCAUAGCCAUGGAGGAAGUAAUUGUUUACCAUGUUCACUUCAUUGUAAUGGAGGAGAUCACCACUUGUGGUUGUGGUCUGAAUUUUGAAACAUUGGCGUACGUAUUGAAUUUGCUGUGUGUGUAGCAAAUCCAUACACAGAAGUUUAUUAGGUUGUUCUGAUAUUCCUUCUGGGGUGGCUGUUCAUGUUCUAAUGUAUUUCCACUUGGUUAUAGGUAUUUUUCUGCUGCAAUGUAUAGAAUUUGAUCCCCAUCAUCUAUCUGGUCCAUUGCUUAUGUAUAUAAAGCAGUAUGAGAUCAUAAUUUUCAAGGGAGGGUCUCUGAGAACAUGUACUUUUUUAUGUUUUCACAAAUUCAUUUAGGAUGUUUGUUUUUAAGCUUUGCUUGGAUAUCAAUAAUUAAUUAAUGCUUAAUAGUAUGUGUGUGUAUAUGUAUGUAUGUAUGUACGUAUUGUUUGCAGUUUUAUACUCCUACAUGUUCCCAUAUUUACCGUAUGGCACAUCAUCUUGAAGUAAUUCCUUCUUAUAGAUUUAUCUAGAGGUGAUAGUUAAUGUAACAGCAAUGAGAUUUAUUGCAAAAUACCAUGUUGUGUGAGUAAUAAAAUAUUCAUUCUUAGGCUAUUACAGAUAUAUGAAGAAUAUGAUACUUUUGGGGUCUAUUUUGGUUGUGUUUAUAUGAUCUUCAAGUUUAUGUUGUCUUUUUUGCAUACCACAAACACUCCCCACUGAGCUCAUUGAGACUCAUAAAACUUACUUGAAAAAUUACAUCAGUACAAUAUUGUCUUCUAUUUCAAUUAUGAAUAUAUUGUCAUCUGAGGAUGGAAGAAAAUGAAAUUAUUUGAAUAAUUAAUGCUACUUGCAAAUGAAAAUUAUACACU